UACAUUAUUGGAGUGCAUGACUAUAUUGACGACUCAGCCCACGAAGAAGAUCAAUAUGAGAACAAUUCUCACAAUAAAGCCGUUGCCCUUCUCGUGGCCGUCGGCUAUCGACGAUCUCAUCGCUUCUCUUAUAAAACUCGAUAACGCUUUAAUGAAAGAGAAAUUCAAAGAGUCUCCGAUCGCAUGGAUGGUAACCGCACACCUGAUAGUACCGCCCAAAUGCCAGUCCUGUAAUAAAGGCAUCUGUAAUCAAGUGAACAAAACACAGAGCACUAAAUACGAGUACUGGAACUGCAAUUUUUCAAAAUGCAACGCUUCGCGUGUGAUCGAUAGGCCGCCGAUCUUCUCGGGCCCCAAGUUUGACAUCCCGUCGUCGAAGUUGUUGUUCAUAAUCUAUUACUGGUCUAUUCAAGUGGAUGUCGAGGACCUCAUCAAAAGCGGUCAGAUAGAGAUGGGAACCGAAAAGAUAUUCAACGUUUGGCAACAAUUGCAAAGAGUUUGUUCGUUCGCUUUGCGCACAAAGGACUCAACUCUGGGCACAAAGACCAAAGACGUGGAGAUCGCGAGCGUUCGGCUCUCAAACUUCAUGAUCUUGGGUGCGAUGGAGACGUACACUAAUCGCGUCAAGUUCUCUGUCGUCACGUUGUCUCACAUCACGGAAACAGAGGGCAAACAACUCAUUAUUGAGCCCUUUGUUAAGUGGAUAACGAGGGGAACCACAGUCAAGACGUGCGAACCCAAGUUCUUGGCGCUCAAAGAGUACGGCUUUAACGUAGUAUUGGUGCCGAAGAGCGUAUUCAUGGCACAGGCUAUCAAUACGACUGAUAGCACUCGUGUGAAGUCCAUCAGUGGUUAUAUGACACAUCAUUUGAUGAAGUUUUUUAAAGAGUUUGAAUUGAAUUCACUUACGGACAGUCUUUUGGGCAACAUUUUGGACGAACUCCUGUGGAGAGAGCGUUACGGAUCCAAUCCAUUCACCGCUUUCUAUAGUAUAAUUAAACACAUCUCAGAGCAGUGCGGGCUUCAGAAAUACGACAGUAUACCACUUUCGGCCACCUUUGGGACGCCUCCUCCCGCUCGACCGCCGCCCUCAGGCCUCCAGACGUAUAGCGGUGCCAAUCGUCAACCAAAUCGACUUUUAAAUCCUAUACAACCACUAAACGAAACCAAUUCUGUAUUCGUCGACGAAUACUAUUAUUCUUCGACACAAUUAAAGAAAGAAUUUGCCAAAAAUGACGCCCCGGAAGAAGAAUUGGCUAAAGAUAGCCUUCAAUGCCAUUUGUGUCAAAUGUUUUUUAAUAAUAUUCUGAUUAUAAAGCAUUUGGUCGAACACUUGGAGGUGGAGAGAGGCGGACGAGUUCGCAAAGGAGAUAAUAAUGAGACCGAAUGUAAACACUGUUUGCGAUUUUUCAAUAAUCGUACGCUUCAUAUGCACGAAGAACUGACAAGUCUAAAAGUGAUACCCUAUUCGUGCCGUAUUUGUAUCGUUCCCUUCUAUGCCAGACAGCCAUUCAUACAACACAUGAAAACAUCUCAUUAUGCGGGAGAGAUGCCAUAUUAUUGUGAUAUUUGUUCAUAUCGUUCAUCGUUUCAAAAGAACCUUUUGGAUCACUUCGAAGCUAAACACUCCAACACGAGUCAACUGAUGUGUCCCUUCUGUAUCCGAGUGUUUCAUUUGUCCAAAUUUAAGAAUUUGUCUCAAUUUGUUUACCGUCAUCUUCAGACCCAUUACGCUAUCGCUUCCGUUUACGACUGCGAUAAGUGUGUCCUCACAUUCAUUUCCAAACCAGAUCUUAAGGAACAUUGUUUUAAAGGACACAAUCCCAGCGCUGCUGUCGAUGAAAAGUUUGAAAUCGAAACAUUCGUCGUUCAGGAAGAGGACAGACAGCUGUGUGUGAGAGCCCGCGAAGAAGAACUCUUCACUCCAUUCUUACCAACAUUUGCCAACAACGGUCUCAUGCCUCUCAUCAACUCCAAUACAGAGACUACUGAUGACAACGACAACAAUUUUGAAAUGAGUUAUACGCCAGACAUCAGUGAUUUCUUAUCUAUGGAACCCGUGUGUCAUAUCUCUCUUAAUGAAGACAAUAUGCCGUUCGAGAACUUCAUUCUUCCCGUAGACUGUGAUUAUAGUGAGAAACAGUUGACACAAAUGCUUUCCGCGAGUUUUCAAUUGAAGCCCAACUCCGAGGACGUGGAGGAAGGCGUUAAGACAGAGAUUCUCUUCAAUGACAAGACAACUGUCUCUUUCACUGAACACACGGCGGGCGCCCACUCGACGCCCAAACAACUGGUCAACGAGAAUACAGUGCAUAGACUUUAUUCUCAGUUCGUUACAUAUGACGUCCGUUGCGGUGACUCUGACUGUAACUUCACGGCAACCGAUGGCAACCAAAUGGCAAUUCAUAUGAUCAAAGAAAAUCACUUCAUCUCUAUCUGCAAACCAUUACAUGAAACCACUCAACAAUUAGGCAAUGAUUUAAAACAAAAUCUCGACAAUAACUUAACACAAGAGUCGGCACCAGAUUUAGCUCAAGAUAUGCCACAAGAAGUGACGGAACAAAGCACUGAAGAAAUACGUGAUAAAGAAAAUGACAACAAAUCUGUGGUAAAAAUUGAAAAAGAAGUCGAAGAAAAAACCGAUGAAAGAGUUGACGAAAGAGACGAACAAAAAGUUGACGAAAUGUCCGAAAGAGUCGACCAAAAGGUUGAGGAAACGACUGAUUGAUUACUUUUUAACUUUUAAUAAAAGUUUGUAUAAUCUGUUAUUGAAUUUGGAAAAUAUU
Messenger RNA from Medioppia subpectinata, 2786 nucleotides. The record is from the annotation of a GenBank genome assembly. NCBI's taxonomy places the organism in Eukaryota, Metazoa, Arthropoda, Arachnida, Sarcoptiformes, Oppiidae.